Orbicella faveolata is the source of this 486-nucleotide messenger RNA. RefSeq lists its product as uncharacterized. Gene Ontology annotation, molecular function: calcium ion binding. The record is from RefSeq and is a predicted model, not a curated record. Gene Ontology annotation, biological process: cell-matrix adhesion. Lineage: Eukaryota; Metazoa; Cnidaria; Anthozoa; Scleractinia; Merulinidae.
AUGGAGGUACAUGCCGACGGAAUUAUCACUCUCGGAAAACAAACUUUCUCCCAAGCUGCACUACGACACAGGAAAUUUCCAUUUCCGCCUAAUGUCCCAUCCAUAGCAGUGUUCUACGCACCCAUUGAAGUGAAAAACGCCAGUGAAGUAUUUUACAGAGAAACUAGAAACGAGAGCAUCGUCAAGAAAGCAACGGACCAAGUUCGAGUGAGUUUUGUCAGAGAGAAAGAUUUCCUCGCCACGAGUGCUUUCAUCGCUACGUGGAAGAAUGUGGCGCAUGCAGAUGGCAAGUUUCCUAACAAGACGAACACGUUCCAGGUUGUCCUCGUAACAGACAACAAGAAUACAUUCAGUCUGUUCCACUAUAAAUACGAUGGACUGCAGUGGAUCAAAGGUUAUCAUGUGCGUUACCAGGGCGGGAGAUUUCUCGAUGCACAAGUUGGCUUCAGCGCUGGGGAUCAAGUGAGGUACAGUAACGGUAUCUAA